AUGAAGAUCGUCACUCUCAGCAUUUUAUCCACCGCCGUCGUGGUCCUCGCGGUUCCGAUCCCUGAACCGACUCCAUCAGGCAUAUGGACCAGUCCAUACGACGGCCUAGUCUUCACUGAAGCCCACAAGCUUGACAUUGACCACUUUGUGCCACUGAAGAAUGCGUGGAUGGUGAGGAAAAACCAAGGCCCUUUCCCCGCCGGUAUUGUUCGCAUCUUUGCCUGGCUAACGUGUCGGUUACAGUCUGGAGCAUCCGAGUGGACCGACGAGCAGCGAGAGGCCUUUGCCAACGACUUGGCUCGCCCGCAGCUUUGGGCCGUCUCUGCUCAUGCCAAUCGGCAAAAGGGAGACAAGGGCCCGGACGGGUGGAAGCCUCCUCUGACGAGCUUCUUCUGCACCUACGCCGAGUCUUGGGUCGAGGUCAAGGGCUAUUACAAUCUAACCAUUUCUGAAAGCGAGAAGGAGGCCUUGGGGAGCAUGCUGGAUGACUGCUGA
Metarhizium acridum CQMa 102 is the source of this 495-nucleotide messenger RNA. NCBI's taxonomy places the organism in Eukaryota, Fungi, Ascomycota, Sordariomycetes, Hypocreales, Clavicipitaceae. The record is from RefSeq and is a predicted model, not a curated record.